Messenger RNA from Carassius gibelio (silver crucian carp), 1591 nucleotides. It is a transcript of the gene dynll2b, whose product is annotated as dynein, light chain, LC8-type 2b. The coding region runs from base 952 to 1221 and encodes 89 amino acids. Gene Ontology annotation, cellular component: cytoplasmic dynein complex. The transcript has 3 exons. Gene Ontology annotation, biological process: microtubule-based process; cilium assembly. NCBI's taxonomy places the organism in Eukaryota, Metazoa, Chordata, Actinopteri, Cypriniformes, Cyprinidae. The record is from RefSeq and is a predicted model, not a curated record. Gene Ontology annotation, molecular function: dynein intermediate chain binding; dynein light intermediate chain binding.
UUCUUAGUUCAGUAACAUUAGUUUUGCUUUACCAUUCUUCCUCCCUUCACAACACUCCCCUUCCCUGUUUAAUUUACCUUUUCUCACUGGUCAUUGCUGCUAAGCAUGCAUGUGUACUGUCUGGAUGUUGCUUGUGCAUACAUCAAGACAGCAUUUUUUAUUCGUUUUUGGGUGUUUCGUUUUAAAUACAAAAACAUUUUUGCCUGUUGUCUAAAAUGUGUUGGGAUUAGACCACUAUUGAACUCCCAUGUAGAUAUAUCAUUAUAGACAAGAUAGUCUUGCCAUGUGCAGUUGUUCUCAUGUAAAUUGUGUAUUUGUCUUGUUUUUUCUAGGUUAGAUUUGCUUGUUUUUCCAAUGAAUAAGCACAAUUUAAUGUGUUUAGGUGGUGCUCUAAACCUCUUCGAGAGCAUAUCAUAGUCUGGUAUCCUUUUUGUCAUUUACACAGGAGAAAAUACAUUAAAAAUACCGCUCCUAUGAUCAGUUUUUAGAAGCUUUCAAUAAUAGAAGCUCUUUAUUUAGCUGUGAUUCUAACUUGUUACCUCCCUCUCUUUGAUUUUGCUGGUAUUCAAAGGUUUGGAUUGGAGGAGGGGCUCACUGUGUCCCGAUCCUUGGAGCCGGAUCAGUUCAGGAUCAGGAGCAGGAUUAGGAUUAGGAUAAGGAUGGAUACAAACAUGGAGCGGGAUCAAUUUACCGGGAACGGGAACCAUAGGAGAGGAUCCCAACCCCAGCCCCGCAUCCCCCCCACCAAACCACAGUUAAAGGAUACUUGAUGUCAUAAUUGGCUUCUCUAGAACCAAAUUCAUUUUUUCUUUUUUCGUGGAGCCCCAUUGAUGCGCGCAGAAGGGAUCCAGGUGCCUCUUUUAUUUUUGAGAGAUUUGUUUUUUUUGGUAUAAAAGAAGCAGAGCAAGGAACCAGAAGGCUGGAUGGAAUCGGCAUGAGGAGUGUGCCAUCAUGACUGACAGGAAGGCAGUAAUAAAGAACGCUGACAUGUCGGAGGACAUGCAGCAGGAUGCAGUGGAUUGUGCCACACAGGCCAUGGAGAAGUACAACAUUGAGAAGGACAUUGCUGCAUAUAUCAAAAAGGAGUUCGAUAAGAAGUAUAAUCCGACAUGGCAUUGUAUUGUGGGACGGAACUUUGGCAGUUAUGUGACACAUGAAACUAAGCAUUUCAUCUACUUUUACUUGGGUCAAGUGGCUAUUCUGCUCUUCAAAUCAGGCUGAGGGAACCGCUGUCAUUCAUGAAAGUUGGAUAUCAACUCCAAACCUGGACUGUGACACACUGAUGGCUCGAGCCACACUCUACAUAAACACACACACACACACACACACACACGCUUACAUUCUCUCCCACAUACACAUUCAUGAAUUUAGCUAUAGAGGCUGUGCAUUAAUGCAUGGACCGUGUAUAUUAUUUAAUUUGUACAUGUUGCAAUACAGUAACUUUUUUUUGCUUUCUGUAGUUGCACGAGUUAACGCAACAAGAUGAUUUUUUGUUAGUUUUUUUCGAAGUCCAAAUUUGUUUUGCACUGAAGUUGUACAAAAUGCUUUGACCGCUGCCUUUAAAUUAUAUUAAAGAAUGAUAUGUCAUGCA